Molecule: messenger RNA, 1991 nt
Organism: Lethenteron reissneri (Far Eastern brook lamprey)
Lineage: Eukaryota; Metazoa; Chordata; Hyperoartia; Petromyzontiformes; Petromyzontidae
Product: alpha-N-acetylgalactosaminide alpha-2,6-sialyltransferase 2-like
Molecular function (GO): sialyltransferase activity
Source: RefSeq, a predicted model, not a curated record
CGAAUGUUUUUUUUUCCGGGCGAGGGCAAUGGGGGGCUUUGCAAAUGAUCUCGGGCAGUUUUGAGUGUCUGUCCUUCGGAUAAUCCCCCCCACACACACACACCUACAACCAACUAGCACCACCACCACCAACACACACCUACAACCAACCACCACCACACACACACACACACCUACAACCAACCAGCACCGCCACACACACACAAACCUACAACCAACCACCACCACCACACACACCUACAACCAAGCACCACCACACACACACCUACAACCAACUAGCACCACCACCACACACACACCUACAACCAACCACCACCAUACACACACACACCUACAACCAACCAGGACCUACAACCAACCAGGACCACCCCCACACACACACACAUCUACAACCAACCACCACCACACACACACAUCUACAACCAACCAGCACAACCACCACACACACACCUACAACCAACCACAACCACCACCGCACACGCCGGAGCAACGCUUACCUGACUUAGCGCAGCAACGUGGGGGGAGGGGGUGGAGUCAUGCACAAAUCCAUUUUAUGAGCGAGCUGAACUCUGGACCUAUCCGACUCAAGGACGCGGCGGCGGUAGCAUCGUCGUCAUCAUCAUCAUCGUCGUCGCCGUCUAACAUCUUUAAAGCAUUAGUUGCCUUCUAUCGGCGCGAUGAAUCCGGCCGUAGCGAGACGCGCAGGAGGGAGUUCCGCCGUGCUGAGGCUCGCUCGUCUCCUCUUCCUCGUCGUGGCGUUCGUGGCGACGUUCAUGCUGGGCAGCAUCAGCCGCGACUACACACAGAGCGACCUGGGUCACGAGCAGAGAUCCGCCUGCAGGGAACCCCGCGAGAUGCAGGACACUUCGUGGCCUGCGCUAAGACCCACGGCGGCCAGGAGACCCAAGGCGACAACGACAGCCAUGCCUCUGGGGGACUCGUACCCGCACGACGACACCUACACGCAUUCUGGGUGCAAGAACAGCGUGCGUGCGCUGGCGCUGCAUGCCGACGAGUGGCUGCGCGCCGCGUUCAUCCCGGACACGCGCGUGCUCGCGUGGAGCGAGCACGCCACGCCGCAGGAGUACGAGCGCCUCAAGCGCUUCCAGCUCAUCUACGGCUGGGGCGGCAAGAACUUCUCGCUCGUGGCCAACGCGCUGCGGCUGCUCAACACGAGCGCCAAUCGGCACAUGUUCGACGACUGGAGCCAGCGCUGGAGGCGGCGGCGGGCACCCCAGUGCGUCACGUGCGCCGUCGUGGGCAACGGCGGCAUCCUCAACGGGUCGCGCAUGGGCCGCGAGAUUGACAAGCACCACUACGUCUUCCGGGUGAAUGCCGCGAUGACGCGGGGCUACGAGGAUGACGUGGGGAGCAGAACGAGCUUCUACUUCUUCAGCACCAACACGAUGCGCAACUCGCUGGGCCGAUUCCGCAAGCAGGGCUACACCUCGCCGCCCGACACGCCGGAGACGCGCUACGUCUUCAUCCCGGACAGCACACGUGACUACCAGAUGGUGCAGGCCGCCAUCACCAACACGCCCGUCACCUCUGGACGUGAUCGCUCAAAGCUGCCUCCCAGCUACUUUGGCAGCGCUCCGGGGCCUGAGAAGUUCAAAAUGCUCCACCCCGACUUCUCCCGCUACCUACGGAACAGAUUCAUGAUGUCCUCGCGGCUCAAGGGGCGUCUCCGCAUCAUCUACAGGCCCAGCACGGGAGCCAUGAUGCUGCUCACCGCACUGCACACAUGCGACGUGGUGGACGCCUACGGGUUCCUGACCAAGGACUACGCCAGGUACUCGUGCUACUACUACGACAAGGUGAAGCGCGGCGUGCCCUUCGUAGCCAACCACGACAUGAAGCUGGAGCUGGUGCUGUGGGCGCGCCUGCACAAGUCCAAGAUGAUCCGACUCUACAUGGGAAAGGGCAAUUGAUGCGUGACGAACUGCGAAGCGCGCUGAAGAGUGGUGGGGUAGGGGGGGGCGGGGGGUUGG